Molecule: messenger RNA, 537 nt
Organism: Colias croceus (clouded yellow)
Lineage: Eukaryota; Metazoa; Arthropoda; Insecta; Lepidoptera; Pieridae
Product: keratin-associated protein 5-2-like
Exons: 2
Coding region: 17-502 (161 amino acids)
Source: RefSeq, a predicted model, not a curated record
UUUAAUAGCCGGCAAAAUGAAGUACGCGUGCAUUCUCGUUUUAUAUUUUUGCAAAGAAAUAUCAGCAUACUGCAUUGUCCGCUGCGAUGAACCACGUAUGCGACCACAGCCAUACGUGCCAGAAGUCCUAUGCAGUAUCACACCAUAUUGUAGCUCACCAAUGAAUUGCCAAACAUCUGCCAUCACGCCUUGCAAUCCAUGCGGCGCACCAACCACUUGUAGUUCAUGCGGGGCGACACCAACUACGUCUUGUAAUACAUGCGGGGAGACACCAAGCACUUGUAGCUCAUGCGGGGCGACACCAAACAGUUGUGACUCAUGCGGAUUGGCACAAACCACUUGCAAUUCAUGCGGAGAGAUGAACUGUCAAACUUGUGGUAAAAUAGACGCCUGUUCGAAGUGUGGUGUUAAAAAUAUUUACUUUCCCGAAGUUGAGUAUCCGAUGACGGUAUUCGACAGUAAACCGUUCUUCUAUAGAUCUGGUUGGACAUGUGAAUGUUAGAAACGACACUGAAAGCGAAUAAAAAUUUGAUAUAA